Messenger RNA from Desarmillaria tabescens, 1485 nucleotides. RefSeq lists its product as uncharacterized. The record is from RefSeq and is a predicted model, not a curated record. The transcript is spliced from 10 exons. Bases 1 to 1485 code for a protein of 494 amino acids. NCBI's taxonomy places the organism in Eukaryota, Fungi, Basidiomycota, Agaricomycetes, Agaricales, Physalacriaceae.
AUGUCAUGGUCCACAAUCUGUUUGGCCAUGGGUUGGUCAUUAACACCACAUGUGCAGGUCAUGAACUGUAUCAUGAGCAGAUCAUGGAGCAUAUACUGGCAGGACUCUGCGCAGGAGGAAGAGGCACGCUUUGCCGUGACUAUGUGCAGGAUAGUGAAUGCCGAGUUUGAGAGGAUGCCCUUGGCUGAGCUGGUGGACAUUGCGAAAGCUCAUUGCCUCGAGAUGUCUGAUGGAGACGGGCCUGAGGAGUACAGGAGUUCUGUUGUGGAGCAUUUGUUUUUUGGACACUGUUUAUCUUGGGUUGAUACACUCGUUUCUGAUGACCCUCAGGAUAGUGGUGGACGUAGGCUGAAUUUGCCCACUCCAGGUGUAUUCACUUUUGUUGUGGUUGCGAGUAGCGCUGCUCGGCUCAACAAGUUGUCAGGUGUUGGUGAUUAUCACGUGGCUAAUCCCAAGCUGUUGGCCAAACUGAAAUGGGUACUGCAUUUCACUUGUCCUCGAGGGGCUGCGGAGCUGAGAACGACAUCACGGAUGUUCAAGCCAAAGGUCAUAUACUGGGCGGUCGGUCGUCAUGGGUUCCCUUGCGGAGGAUACAGUGGGUGGUUCUUUGUGUCUAGUAUCAUUCAAGUUCCACGUCAGCAGAUGAAGAAGACCAUUCGCAAAUUGUCUGUUAUGCCACCUUGUCCUUCAUCAAGUUUUAACGUGUUCACGCCCUUCUUUGGCAUUCAAGACAAGGGGAUGUCCAUCGUUGCGAGCAGCAUCGGAUGUACGGAUGACGAGCGUAGUCACAGAUCUGUGAUUGCUUCUCGGCUCUUGGCUUCUAUCAAACCACAGGAAAUGGCAGUGUACCAGUCAAGCAUCCUGGUUAAUGUGGUUGAUUUGGAUAUAGUGGAAACAGCUGAAUGGGAUCUGUUGGUUGGUGACGAUAUUGUCAGGGCAUAUGAGGAUAUAUUUAAUACCCAUUCUGGAGGAGAAGACAGGUCGCACCCAGAUCUUGAGAUGGAACAGAGCACUCCUUGCUCCAUCCUUGUCGAGUCAGGUUGUGAUGAGCAGGAACAUCGCAACAAGGCUGGCACAUGUGUAGGAUCAGCUCAGGGCGAUCCUAUCAUGUCCUUGAUGGAUCGUGUCAUUGGGGAACCUUCUGUAUCCCCAGCAGAUGAUCCUGUCGACAGACAUAAUACUGCUUCAUGUAUGGCCGAUGGCACAGGCUUAUGCAAUAACGUCGAUACCACCACUCAGGAGGAUUCAGAGCAUGUCGUCUCAGGCACAUCGGGUGACUCGUCUAUGCCAGCGGUCAAUGAACUCAGUGUUCUGUUACUUGGUCACAUGGGUCAGGGGUCAGCUGUAUCUUUGUUUGAUUGUGAUCCAGCUCGAUUAUAUGAUAUAGCCCGAGAGCAUGGACUGUCUGUUCGUGCUAAAGAUGGUUUGGAUGCUAUCCGUUUGAUGAUUCUACGACACCUUUUGCUGGGCGAUUGCUUCCGUUGA